AUGAAGUCUAUUGUUCGUCAUGGGAGAAUCCGUGGGACUAAGAUUGUCAAAGGGGUUUCAUCCGUUACCCAUCUCUUGUUUGCAGAUGAUUCACUUUUCUUCUGCCAAGCAAACAACAGAAACUGCCGUGCUCUUAAUGAUAUUUUCCAAGUGUAUGAAAGAAGCUCAGGCCAGAUGAUUAAUGCCUCCAAGUCAAUGAUGACUUCUGGCUCUCGCAUCCCUGGAGAUCAGCAAAACCGUUUAAAAUCCAUUUUGGGAAUUCAAAACAAGGGAGGUGGCGGUAAAUAUCCAUGUCUCCCUGAACAAUUUGGCAGGAAAAAAUCAGAAAUGUUUAAAAACAUUACUGAAGCAGUUAGGAAACGUACUUCUUCUUGGAGUUCAAGAUUACUGUCUCCGGUGGGGAAAGAGGUCUUGCUAAAGUCUGUGGCUAUUUCAAUGCCAGUGUAUUACAUGUCCUGCUUUAAGAUUCCUUCUGGUGUGGUGAAGGAAAUUACAAGUAUCAUUUCGAGUUUUUGGUGGGAGAAGGAUCAAGAUAAACGUGGAAUACCUUGGGUUGCUUGGAAAAAACUUCAGUUAUCUAAGAAGGAAGGAGGUUUGGGCUCCAGAGAUCUUGAAAACUUUAAUGAUGCCCUUCUUGCUAAACAGGAUUGGCAGCUUUUGAAAUAUCCUAGCUCACUUUUUACCAGACUGUUUAAGGCUAAAUAUUACCGUGAUGGUUCUGUGCUUGAGGCUAAGUCUCAACGAUAUCAGUCUUUUGGAUGGUCCUAUAUACUGGUGGGGCUUGACCUUAUCAAGAAAGGGGUUUGUUUCAAUGUUGGAUCAGAGGAGAAUAUUAGAGUUUUCCAAGAGAACUGGUUACCAAGUGACCCUCUUCGACCUGCAGAAGGAGAUAUUAUAUCUCCCAUGAUUGUAGCUGAUUUAAUCAGAGUUUCUUAUGGCCGGAGAACAUGGAACAAGGAAUAUCUACAGACCCUCAAUGAUGCAGAUAGAAGUCUUAAUUACACGUCGCUUCUCCAGAAACACAUGAAGAACUGGUACAUGGAAACCACCUCCUUCGGAUACGGUGAAAUGCAACCUUGA
Molecule: messenger RNA, 1080 nt
Organism: Eutrema salsugineum
Lineage: Eukaryota; Viridiplantae; Streptophyta; Magnoliopsida; Brassicales; Brassicaceae
Exons: 2
Coding region: 1-1080 (359 amino acids)
Source: RefSeq, a predicted model, not a curated record